AUGGCUAAUGAUGAAGAAAUCGAACACAUCAAUGUGGACUCAAGCAAGGAGUCCAAUAUUGACUCAAAUAGUCCAUUAUACAUGCAUCCAUCGGAUAAUCCUGGUGCAAUAGUGGUACCAGUCCCCUUUAAUGGGAUUGGAUACAAAUCUUGGAGACGGAGUGUGCUUCAAGCACUGUCAGUUAAAAAUAAACUAGGUUUCAUUAAUGGUGAUUGUAAGAAACCAGAUCUAGAAUCUCCAAAGUAUAGACUAUGGGAGAGAUGUGAUGAUAUGGUCACCUCAUGGAUUUUGAAUUCCUUGGGGAAGGAAAUUGCUGAUAGUGUGGAAUACGUUAAUGAUUCUGUCGAGUUGUGGAAAGAGCUGGAGGAUCGUUAUGAUCAGACGAUUGGCGCAAACCUGUACCAAGUUCAGAAAGAGAUUAAUGAUCUGUCGCAGGGAACACUAGAUAUUACUGGGUACUAUACUAUGAUGAAGAAGUUGUGGGAAGAAUUUAGCACUUUAAGUGCAAAAACACAAUGCAGUUGUAAUUGUACUUGUGGAGCCAAGGAGAACAUGCACAAAGCUGAACAAGAUAGACGAUUGAUCCAGUUCCUUAUGAUAUUUAUUGAAGUGUACACUAUGGCAAGGGGGAGCAUUCUCACGAUAAAUCCCCUGCCAUCUUUGGCCCCAGCCUUCUCUUUGCUGAUUCAAGAGGAGAAACAAAGAGAGAUCAAACCUAACAACCAACUGAUGAUCGAGUCUGUCUCUUUAAAUGUAAAUACCUCUAAGCAACCCACUUUCAAGACCAAUUAUAACCCAGGAAACAACUAUACAUCCAAUAGUAGACCUCGUCCUGUGUGUGAGCAUUGUAGAAAGCCGGGACAUACCAAAGAUAAAUGCUAUAAACUCCAUGGAUAUCCUCAAGGCUUCCAGAACUCUAACCAACCUUUCCAAAAUAACAAUCAGAGGUUUCAAGGAGCUAAUCAGAUCUUUCAAAAUCCCAAUCAAGAUUUCAGGUUCAAUAGAGGAAAAAGAACAGUAGCAAAUGUUCAUGGUCCUCCAACUGAUAUGAUGACUAACAAUGGAGAUGAGGGUGAGCACCAUAAUGAGAGUCAGGGAAUGAGUUUCACCAAAGAACAAUAUGGUCAACUCAUGAGCUUGCUGCAACACUUCAAAACCAGUAGUGGAGGGGAGGAUCCCAACAGUCUGAACUUGAGCUCUGGAGCUGCCAACUUUGCAGGUAUUAUAGUCUGUACCUCUUUAGUUGAUUUUGGUAAAUUGUCAUGUAGGUGCUUUAAAUCUAAGAUUGAUACAUGGAUACUAGAUUCAGGGGCCUCAAAUCACAUGACCUUCAAUAGAUCUUCAAUGUGUGACAUUACUAUCUUACCUUAUCCCCUAUUAGUCGUAUUACCAAAUGGUUACAAAGUUCGAGUAAUAGUAGUUGGAAGUGUGAAACUUGCACCUAGGAUUGUGUUACACAAAGUCCUCUUUGUCCCUUCUUUUAAAUACAAUCUCAUUUCUAUUCAUUUGUUGACCUUACAUCUCAGAGGAAUUGCAUUCUUCACUGAUGGUAUUUGUAUGUUGCAGGCCCCUUCACUGAAGAGGCCUCUGGAGAUUGGUAGAGUCAAGGAUGGACUUUACCUCUUGUGCUCUCAAUGCUUGAAACACAAAGAUGCCAGUUCUUCUUCUAUUACAAUCAAGUCUUUCGUUCCUUGUUUGUCUGUUCACCCAUGUGAUUUCCAAGAUGCUUACUUUCCAUCUGUACGUAAUCUCUUUUUGAAUAAAAUAACAUCUGCUAGUAGUGAUACUGACGUAAAUGUUCCAUCAUCUGUAAAUAAAGUUAGAAGUUGUGUUUCUCUGAAUUCCCAUACAUCUCAUGAGAAUGAUAUUCUGUGGAACAAUAGACUUAGGCAUGUGCCUUUUGUGAAAAUGAAGAGAAUAACAACCUUUUGUGUGCUCAAUAUGCCCUAUGGCCAGACAAAACUGACUACCUUUUCCUUAAAGAACCAGCACUUCCAGUAA
This is a messenger RNA of Nicotiana tabacum (common tobacco), 2001 nucleotides long. RefSeq lists its product as uncharacterized. The record is from RefSeq and is a predicted model, not a curated record. NCBI's taxonomy places the organism in Eukaryota, Viridiplantae, Streptophyta, Magnoliopsida, Solanales, Solanaceae.